Molecule: messenger RNA, 1970 nt
Organism: Carassius carassius (crucian carp)
Lineage: Eukaryota; Metazoa; Chordata; Actinopteri; Cypriniformes; Cyprinidae
Exons: 3
Coding region: 194-1435 (413 amino acids)
Source: RefSeq, a predicted model, not a curated record
CGCUCCUGUUGAACCGGAUGUGAUUCCUGCUCCGUCUCGGUGUUGUCGUUGCACGGCCAAUGGCGGACGGAGCCUGAGCAUUUGUUCUGGAAAACGUACGUUUUGCACAAAUAUACUCGAGUAUCGAUCGGCCAGUCAAAGCUUUCAGAUCGCACGUGUGUUUUUGUCCCUGACCAGAUCUGUGCCCGUCAGCAUGGAUGUGAAUCUGACCAUCUCUCUGAUGCGGGGCCAGAUGGGCGCUGUUAUUGAGAAAGCCGUGAAUGUCGCGGUGGAGACCGUGUUAGGAGAGAUGAUCCGGGUGGUCGGGCUCAAAUUCGAGGAGAUCAAACGUGACAUGACCGCUAAAGAGAAGGAGAACGAGAACAUCAGGAGGAUGUUGGAGGCGUCCCGCUGUCAGAUGAAAACCAUGCGCAAGUACAUCAGCGUCCUGUCUGCUAAAGACCCUAACCACAGACUGUAUCAGGGAGAGGGAGACAUGGCUACAGCAUCCACAGGGGUGCACUGCAGAAGGAGACCGACGAGCACUGUGUCGGUGUGUGCCAAAACCCCAGAGCCCUGUCCCAGACCUAGAGUCUCUGAGCCCGCCCCCGUGGCUGGACCCUCAUGGGUGAGACAGCAGAUGCACAUGUCCAAAGAAACAGUAAGAAGUGAGAAUCACAUUGCUGAUGUCCAUAUUGAAGAUAUCCAUGGAUCAUCAGUUCAUAAAGUUAAGAUCUCAAGCCCUCGUCUGGUGGACAGUCAGACGCUUCUGUCUGAGAUUAGUGAUCCAGUAUGGGGUCAAAACCCUCUGGCCUCUGCAGAGACUGGGCACACAGACAUGCCGGACAGCAGCGUCCUCUCUGCACCCAUGAUGGCAGAUGAAAGCGUGUCAUCCCAAACUACAAGCACAGUGGCAUUUGGAGCACCUUCACGUAAAAUCAAACGGGAGGAAGCGGAAGUUGAAAUAGUCUGUGUGAAGGAUGAACACGCAGAAGCUGGCAGCAUCCCUAGAUUUGAAUAUUCUGACCCAGAACUUCACCAGGAAGUGGGAGAACCAGAGCUCGGGGUCUCAUUAGAUCUACCCGCUUCAUUUCAAGCUCUUCAGAGUCCAGGCACUGCAGCAGACAAUGCAAUCCCAGCAUUCAUGAGUGUGGACCCAACUACCUACACAGUAAUGGCAAAAACAGCUGCUGAAAAACAGAGAGAGUACAGGGCGAGAAGGGAUGCUGACCCGGCACGCAGGGAAAAGUACCUCAGGAAUGAGCGAGAGAGGUGGAGAAGAGAUGUUGAGACAGGGAAAAAGAAGAGAAUUGGUGACCUGUGUGAGAAGGCACAGAGAUGGAGGCGCAAGCAGUGGAGAGAUGCCAAAGAACGACAGAAGAGGAGGUUUUUCAAAAUAAUUGCUUCCUCUCCAGACAAUCCUGAACCCAGUCUGAUGGUGUUGCUUCAACCCUGAAGAGGAUGACAGACGACUGAUAAGUCAGGGUCAGGACAUCCCAGGUGGAUGGAAACUCAUCAGGGCCCUUGUCGAGGCCAGAAUAGCCUUAAAAGCGGGUUGGUUGACAAAGCACUUGAGAAGCACUUGAGUCCAACAACAACGAGUCUCCGCUAGAUGACUUGUGACCAAGUCAAUGAGCUGAACAAUAUUUGGCUGAGUGCAACAUUUUGUUUGUGAUGGACCUUAACCUUCACUGAACCUUGUGGCAUCUUGACAUAUUUCAAUUCACAGAUUUGUGGGCCAUGCAAAAUGAAUUUUACUCUUUGUAUUAAACUAUUAGUUUGUACUAUGACUUGUUAAAUGGAUGAAUGGAUGGAUGAUUGAAUCAAUUAAUGGUAUACUUCACCAACAGUAGCCACUUGAACCCUGUUAUUAUUUUCAACCCUGUUGGAUUGCAUUCAACCCUGUUACUUUUUUCCCUAUCACUGUUUUUGUAAUAUUCUGUGUAUUUAGUGUACUGUAUCUGAGGUAAUCAGUAAAUUACAAUAAUUUA